This is a messenger RNA of Penaeus chinensis, 2386 nucleotides long. RefSeq names its product alanine--glyoxylate aminotransferase-like (gene Agxt). Bases 197 to 1534 code for a protein of 445 amino acids. Gene Ontology annotation, molecular function: L-serine:pyruvate transaminase activity; L-alanine:glyoxylate transaminase activity. Lineage: Eukaryota; Metazoa; Arthropoda; Malacostraca; Decapoda; Penaeidae. Gene Ontology annotation, cellular component: peroxisome. The transcript has 10 exons. The record is from RefSeq and is a predicted model, not a curated record.
AUGUAUAUGAUUAACCGCCAGCACACUUGUUCAGUUCAACACCUGCAAAACGAACGUGCAGUUGUCCGGAAAACAGCAUGGUAGAAGGACAAAGUCUGGUUAUAUCAAUCGAAUAAUUUACCUGUUCUCAAAUACCACAACACGAGCUAAACAAUAGCCUAAAAAACACAGCACGAUCCCUGAAAGCACAAGCAGCAUGUCCCUGACGAAAGCAGCUUUACAGGCAGGAAUGUUGAGCAGAUUUCACAGAAGUGUAGGACAAGUCUCCCUCUGCGCGGUGGCGAUCCGGUCCCCUCCGGCCGCUUCCACCUCAGGACCUCGAUUCUCUACAGCUGCUCCUCUCAAGAUGAAUGUACCACAGCCAGAAUGCUUGCGAAAGCCCCUGAAUGUCCCAUCAAAACUCCUGAUGGGACCAGGCCCUUCCAACAGUCCUCUGCGUGUGCAUUAUGCUAUGAUGAAACCUCUCUUAGGACAUCUGCAUCCGGAGUUUACUCAAAUCAUGGAUGAAGUUAAAGAAGGGUUGCGGUACAUAUUUCAAACAAAGACGGAGGUUGUGUGUUGCGUGAGUGGCACAGGACAUGCCGGCAUGGAGACCACUAUGUGUAACCUCUUGGAGCCUGGCGACAAAAUUCUCAUUGCACAGAAUGGCAUUUGGGGAGAGAGAGCGGCUGACAUGGCCAGGAGACAUGAUGCUGAUGUACGCAUUAUCGAGAAGCCAGGAGAUACCUUUACCCUAGAGGAGCUAGAUGCUGCCCUUGCUCAACACAAACCUGCUGUCCUCUUUAUGGUCCAGGGAGAGUCAUCAACAGGUGUCUUGCAGCCGUUAGAGGGAGCAGGAGCUUUGUGUAGAAAACAUGGUGCCCUGCUUGCUGUAGACUGUGUGGCAUCAUUAGGGGGUGUGCCUUUUUACAUGGAUGCUUGGGAUAUUGAUGUGGUCUACACAGGAACCCAGAAAGUGAUAUCAGCACCACCUUCCAUGGCUCCAAUUGCAUUUAAUGACAGGGCGAUGACUAAAGUACGGACCAGAAAGACUCCAAUCAGAAGUUUCUACUCCGACAUGACUUGGCUGGCCAACUACUGGGGCUGUGAUGGCACACCUCGCAAAUAUCAUCACACGGGCCCAAUCAGUGCUGUGUAUGCUCUCCGGGAAGCUCUAGCAAUAGUCUGCGAAGAAGGCCUAGAAUCUCUGUGGUCAAGACACGAAGCCUGUGCCAAGAAGCUUCAUGAAGGUCUAGGUGCCCUUGGUCUAGAGAUGUACGUGUCGGACCCCAAGAAGAGGACUCCCACAGUGUCGACUAUCCGUGUUCCUGAAGGGGUCGAUUGGACUAGAGUCACCAAGUACUUUAUGUCAAACUACCUAGUUGAGAUUAGUGGUGGACUUGGCCCAUCAGCAGGAAAAGUGUGGCGUGUUGGUCUCAUGGGCUACAACUGUACACCUGAGAAUGUAGAUUUGGUGCUCAGGAUAAUGAAGAGGCUCUUGCAGAUGCCACAGGCAAAUCCCAAAAGUCAAAGAUAUAGAAAAAACAGCCAUUGAACAGCAAGUACUUGUCCAAAGUUAUUGUGGUGCUCUGGAUACAUGAGUAGCUGCUCAAGAACACUGAAAACAUCAAAACUUAUUUGUGACUUAAUGGACUUCAUGGAUACUUUAUAUUGGGUUGAGUGAUUUGCUCAAAGAAAAUUGUUGUUACCUGUUUUUUUCCUUUUUUAAAAAGAUAAAUGAAUUUAGCCUAUUUUAGAUGUGCUUUAACUCUUGCUGGUUAAGGUUUGCUUGGGCAGCUUGUUAUACAUCACAAUUGUACAAAAUUCUUUGCAAGAAAUAUUGGAAGGUAUGAAUGAGAAUGAAUAAAUUCCAGGUAGCAAGGUAUAAGUUUAAAAUUUUCAUAUUAAAUUGAGUUUCUUAAUUCUGGUCCAGGUUUAAUGUUGAAAUGUUUACAAGAUAAUUCAUUCUCAUUCUUAACGAUUUUUAUCACAGUUGUGAAAAUUAUGGUGAUAGUUUUAUUUGUAAAUGAUAUGGCUGUUUUGUAUGCCUUAUAUAGUGUUUGAAUGUAUACUUUUGCCAUUCCAAUCAGAAUUCAACUGCCAAGUUGAAUUUCUUUUUAGUUUUUUAUUUGAUAUAUUUGAUUGAAAUUUGACUGCUAAUAAUGUCAAGAGAACAUUAUCAGAGAACCUAUAUUUUUUGAGAAAUGUUAAGUAGUUACAGAGUCUAUUUUUAAUACAUUCCCUAAGCUCUGUUCACUUCUAUAUAGAUUACUUGUAGUCCAGUUUUGUGGACAUUUCACAGGAUUUCAAUUAUAUUAGUUUUGAUAAUUAGAAUUUUAUUGUUGAAAUUGUUGUUGUUUUUUACAUUGCAGUUACCUAUGAAAUGCUAAUAAAAGUUUUAAUACUC